UUGUGGAUUUAUUUCGUUUGUAUUUGUUUGUGCAUUGUGGGAUUUUCGUUUUAUUUGAAUACUAGCAGACCGUUUUGGAGGAAAAUGAGUAACGUGAUCCCUCCUAGUGCUCUGUUCCUGAAGGAUCCGGUUGAUUGGGUAGCGCAAACCGGAUGCGAGUGCAGUGCUGCCGGGAUAGGUUAUGUUCACGACGUGCAGAAGGGACCGGCCGUCUACACGGCGGGGACAGGAGGGGCACUUCCGGGUCUUACACCGGAAGAGACGGCCAUUUUAGCGGGAAUUCUUACUGGUCUGGCAACGUUCCUUUUCCUGCUCCUCCCCAUCCUGUGCUGUCUUUGUCCGCUUUGUGCCGGAUGUUGCGGACGGAAGAAGGCCGCCGCCGUUUCUUCUGGGGCUCACCACCGCAAAGCUAAUAUGGCGAGGUCUGACAAUGAGUCCUUCUGGAGCACUGGAAGUUUUGGUAAAGGCGACAAGAUGGACUAUGAACAUCUCUACGGGGUAGACAUGAAGCUUCCAAGACCUUGGGUAGACAACUCUAUGGCUGGGUCGCAGAUGCACGAGGGUGGCUGGGAAGGAAUCGACGUGUCAAGGGACGAAAUAGACGCCGGAGCGUCUCGUGGUGAUGGCGGAAUGGAGAUAGUGGAGCGAAGUGGAAUGGUGUCGCAUGCCGCAGCGGGCGGCGGCGGCGGCGGCGGUCUAGGCGGGGAAGGAGGAUAUAGCAAUGCCGGAUACAGUUCAAUGGACAGAGGCCGAGGCGGCGGGGAUGAGGUGAUUACGGAGUACACCACCACGCGGCGCGUUGACAUGACGAUAGGCGCCAUGUCACCAGAAGAGGCGGAGGGAUACUAUGCCCAGAACUAUGGCGGCGGAGGCGGACAAGACGGUAGUAUGACCAGGGACAACUUUAUGCGCAUCUAUCACCAGUACAGAAACGACCUUAGCAACGCGCACUGAAGUGGCUAGCAACCGUUUCCAUGGAAACAAAUAACAAAAAGAAGAAUUUAAUGAACUUUGAUUGUAUUCUUAUAUUAUGUUCAAUACGAUGUUGCUAUUUAUGAUUUUUUACAUUGCUUACCUGUUAUUUUGUCUCUCCGUUUCCAUGACAACAAACAUCAACAAAAGUUUUAUUUGUAUUUCUAACAAAUAUUGUUAUGUUGCUUAUUAUAUUUUCAAGUACUUUCAAUUUUAUUGUUUUUGAUCGAUAUGAACACUUACAAAAUAAACAAUAUUAAUUUUCCCAAAAUAAAGAUGUAAAUAUA
Mya arenaria is the source of this 1259-nucleotide messenger RNA. RefSeq lists its product as uncharacterized. The transcript has 10 exons. NCBI's taxonomy places the organism in Eukaryota, Metazoa, Mollusca, Bivalvia, Myida, Myidae. The record is from RefSeq and is a predicted model, not a curated record. The coding region runs from base 85 to 954 and encodes 289 amino acids.